Molecule: messenger RNA, 616 nt
Organism: Stylophora pistillata
Lineage: Eukaryota; Metazoa; Cnidaria; Anthozoa; Scleractinia; Pocilloporidae
Source: RefSeq, a predicted model, not a curated record
GACAACCCCAAGUACAGUGUCUUCGGGGAGAUAACCCCGGUAGCAAUGUUGAGGAACGUCCCGAUCAACUCAGAGGUUCUCCGGAGAGGCGUAAGCAGAGCGAUAACACCGCAGGAAACCGCAAUCAAUGUAGAGUUGAUUCUCCGACAAAUAGCGAUUAUGAAAUGUAUAAUGAAGAAAUGCAGACUCAGGAGCAGAUUCAGAAGCAACGCUCGUUGCAAGCAAGCGAACAGAUGCUGUAUGAUGGUUAUGAACACACCAUCGGCAUGAUUGAGGAAUUGGAGAAACAUGAAGGUCACAAUGUGUCGGCAGGUUUCUCGGGAUUGUUGGAGCAGAUUAUCCCAAAGGGAACCAAUAAACCCAAACAUGAUGUCACGGCCAUAAUAGAAGCUGAGCUUACUUGCCUUGAUGUUCAAAUGACUUUUGCUCCACCCGAGGUAACAAGGGCAGCCAGAAUGAAGUUGGUGGAGAAAACACUGAAAUGGGUGGCAGCCAGAAGAGAAAAAGGAAUCAAACCAAGUUCCGUCGAUGCCUACACAAAGAAUGUGGUACAAGUCCUGCUAAAACCAGAUUCGGUGAAGUUUCCAGAAAGGGAACGAGAUCCAAGACCUCCCCG